Artibeus jamaicensis (Jamaican fruit-eating bat) is the source of this 7268-nucleotide messenger RNA. It is a transcript of the gene ZNF23, whose product is annotated as zinc finger protein 23. The coding region runs from base 4744 to 6825 and encodes 693 amino acids. The transcript has 5 exons. The record is from RefSeq and is a predicted model, not a curated record. Gene Ontology annotation, molecular function: RNA polymerase II cis-regulatory region sequence-specific DNA binding; DNA-binding transcription repressor activity, RNA polymerase II-specific. Gene Ontology annotation, biological process: negative regulation of transcription by RNA polymerase II. NCBI's taxonomy places the organism in Eukaryota, Metazoa, Chordata, Mammalia, Chiroptera, Phyllostomidae.
GAACUGUGGGAUGACAAUGACCUGGGAAUGCUUGCACCAUGUAAUUACUGACUGCUCAGCCCUAGAAUACACAUACAGUCAUCCCAGAAUUGCUAAUUCAUAUCCUCAUGUCUGGCAAAUUUACUAGUGUCGACCAAUAAAGACCCGAGGCUAUAAAACAAAAGUUUAUUUGGGGUCUUAAAGGACUCGAAUCCAGGAGAUGCGGAUUCAGGUAACAACCCAAACUAAGUUCUGGAGAGAACGAAGAAAGGCAGGGUUUAUAAAGACGAAAACCACAAAAUGUAGUUCUUUCAUGCAAUUGAAGGGUUACUGGCUAGGUUAACAGGGUUUGGUUAAUUCCAGUAUGGAAGUGAGGGAGGUGAAAACUACUAAGGAAGGAAGUGAAAGUCCGUAUAUGUCCACAUAGCAGUCCUAAGAUGUAUAUGAUUCCAGCAUGUUUAUGGCUCUGCCUUGAGCUGAGUGUAGCAAUAGGUCUUGGUUUUGGUUUUUGGUUUAGCCACUGGGUUAGCCAAGUAAGAGCGGCUCUGAAAACAGGACAAAAUGUGCAUAGGCUCUACUUCCGUAAGGGCCUCUGGGCUCUAUGUUAAGUGACUCUCUUAGCAAUGUUUAUUACAUUUUUUUCCCACAAUCACUAACUAGAGGGCAGCAUUUGAGCACAGGUCUUUAUAGCCUUACAGUAUUUAGUUAAAAUACUGUUUUUCAAAGUUACUUAGUUCUUUUCUUUCCUAAAGAAAGUGGUGAAGGAACCACUUCAGUGUGGUUAUGUUACUCAAUCCUGGGGCAGUUAGGCUCACUUCCUGUUUGGUUCCUUGUUUGGGUUCCUUGUUUGGGUUGUUACCCCCAUCUCAUUCCUGGUUGGUUAAUUGUAUAUAUGUGUGUGUGUGUGUAUUUGUUUGGAUAUGUGAAACAUUACUAUGGUUAUGAAAGUCAGACACAUUCAGAGAGGUGUCACCCCUCUUCCUCUCUUCCACCCAGUUUCCUUCCAUCCUGUCCCCAUUCCAGGGCUCCUUUCUCCCACGUCCCACCCACACUUGGUGCAACCAUUUUCCUUAGGUUUUGGUUUAUCCUUGCAUUUCUUUUUGUAUAAAUGACCAGAGCACAUUUUCUUAUACUUCUUUUUUCUUGUCAUUACACAACAAAAGAUAGCACACUACCUUUUGCACUUUACUUUUUUUAAAUUUAACAAUAUACUCUGGAAAUUAUAUCAUAGAGAUGACUGUAUUUUUUUUAAAUGCCACUCACAUAUACACAAGACUGCAUGUAGUAUGUCAGCUAAGACUACAUAGUAGAAUGAGCACUGGGAACAUACCACCCCAUUAAGAAGGAGAACAUGACCAGUACUGCUGCUCCUCCCCAGCCCAGCUCCCAGCUUACCACUCCCAGGGGUAACAGCUGUUUUGAAUUUUGUGCUAAUAGAGCCUUACCUGUUUUUAAAGAUAAUCAUCACAUAUACAUGUAUAUGUAAAUAAUGUGUUUAGUUUGCUUUUGAGCUUUAUGAAAAUGGCAUAGUACCUGUAGUCAUGUGGACUCAUGUAACUCAAUAUUGUGUUCCUAAAGUCAUCCGUGUUGUUCUGUGUCACUGAGUCAUUCAUUUUUGCUGCUUGAUAAUAUUCCAUUGUUAAAAACUAUAUGACAACUUAUUUAUGUAUUCUCAAUGGACAUGUGAGUAUGUGAGUUGCUUCCAGUUUUUGGCGAUUAAAAUACUGCUGAUGAUGAAUAAUUCUAUAUGUAUCUUGUACAUACAGAGUUUCUCUAGGGUAUAAGUUUUUAAAUGUAGGCAUGAAUGUUGAAAAAUUUUUAAAGAUUUUAUUGAUUUACUUUUAGAGAAGGGAAGGGAGGGAGAAAGAGAGGGAGAGAAACAUCAAUGUGUGGUCGCUUCUUGUGCACUCCCUACUGGGGACCUGGCCCACAACCCAGGCAUGUAUCCUGACUAGGAAUUGAACCAGCAUCCCUUUGGUUUACUCAAUCCACUGAGCCACACUGGGCAGGGUUGAAUGUUGAAUUUUAUCAAAUGCCUUUUGGCAUCUGUUAGAUGAAGAGUAUGUUUAUCUUGCUUUGAUUUAUUAAUGUGAGAAAGUGUACUAAUUUGUAUCCUAGUAUUGACCAGAGGCACAUUUUCUUGUACUUCUUUUUUGUUGUCAUUACACAAAAGGUUGCUUGUGUCCAUGAGAUGAUCCCUCUUAUGCAUGGUUCAUCACUUUAAUGGACUACAAGAGUCUGUUUCUUACUAUUUAGGAUUUUUUGCCUUAGUACUCGUAAAUAAGACUUCUCUGUGGUUUCAUAUCUGUAUUGUGCUGGUGUUACCAAACUCAAGAGGUUUGCCAGUUAGGGUGUUCUACUCAAGAACAAGAUGUCGUUGUUAGGUAGUUUUAUCUAACUAAACUACUUAGGUAGAUUCACAUCCAGUGCUCUUUCCCUGGAAGAGAGGCCUAGCCAUUGCUUAUGUACACUAUUUGGUCAAUUACAUGUUGAUUUCUUCUUUUGCAGUUGGCGAAAUUUGUCCGGAUUUUGUUAACUGUAUGUUGAUUUGUUCCUUCCUUUCUUCCUCCCUCUCUCCCCCCCUUCCUUUCUCCCUUCCUACAGUUGACUAAACUCUUGGAUUGGGUGGUCAAGUGCAUCCUGGGUGGACAAACUCAAGUGGCUACAGCUGCAUCUGCAAAAUGCUGUGCUGCAUUUUAACAUUUAACAAGAAUAGCAUUUAGUAAGAACUGCCCAGACCUUUGAUACCCUUGUCCUAUGUAACAUUGGCAUGAUCAAAAGACUGGAAAACUUUUUUGGCUCUUCUCUGCUACAGUUUACAUAGUGUUAGAAUUACUCAUUUUUUUCAAGAUUUGAAAAGAUUUGCCCAUGAUACAUAUGGGCUUAGUGUUUUGCAAAAGUUCAUUCUUUACUGGCUAUCUCAGUUUAAGUAAAAGUAAUCAUAGGAUACAGAGAAAAAUCUGUGUAAUAAAAUCUGUAGAGUUGGUUCAUUAAAUUCAUAUAGAAUUAUACGAUCUUUCAACAUAGAAUAAGUUUUCUUUUUAAGCAUCUAUAGACUUUUUAGGUGGCCACUUCAGCUAUUAAAAAAACAAAAAGCCUCAAACAUCUUUAAAGCAGGAGUAAAUAUAUUAGGCUAUUUAAACAGCAUGCAGUAAAGCCAGAAAUUACAAAUAGAGAAGAAAUUUACAGCAUACUAUCAUAAACAAUUCUUUGGUCAGAGAAAAACACAGUUGCUAACUAGCUAUAAGAUAGUAAUUAAAACAUGACGUAAAACCUCUGGAAUGUGGCUAAUUUUAGUGUAUUUAGAGGAAAAUAUAUGGCCUUAUGGUUUUAGCUGCCAAGUAGAAAAGUAUGAGAAUAAAUGAAUAAAUCAUGCAACCUCAAGAAGUUAGAAAAGAGGCUUUUGUAGUCUAGUUUCCCCUAAAAGCAGAACACGACAAAGAUUUGUGUGCAGGUAAUUUAUUUGGAAGUGUAGUCCUGGGCAGAGUGGAAGACAAGGGGAGUGACAGAGAAGGAAGGAGAGCCGUACAGGGGCGCUUUGUCAGUUUGGUCCUUCUGCAUCUGACUAGUGCUUUGUCUUGCAGAUUUGGAAUCUCAUGUGGGAGGCUAAUGGGGAAAACAUUUAUCCGUUGGUCACUGUCCCCUAUUCGAGGGUGGCUCCGUAGACAUGAACUCUCCUGAACUUCAGGUAUCAGCAAGUGUCUACAGGUUUCUGCAGUGUUUUAUACAGGACACCAGAAAAGCCCCAGGGCAGGAGUCAGGCAUCUGUGGUGUAGAUUUUUACAGAGGCAUUGGUAGCUUGCACCUGCACAAAGCUGAUCUGAGCUUUUGGAACUGGACUAAGUGAGACGAAAGGAAUGGAGUGGUGCAUAAGCUAUCUCUUACAGAGCUAAAGAAACAGACUGAGAAAGUAGAACGUAGUGAAUUAAAAACAACUACAAAAAAGAGCAGCGUUCUAAAUAAAUAAAAAAGCUGGUUCACUGAAGAUGAAAUGACAUUAAAAUAGAUAAACCACUGCUCAGCCUCACUCUAUUAGUCUGUCUGGGAUGCCGCAACAAACUGCUAUCGACUAUGCGGCUUUGACAACAGAAACGCACCUUAUAGCUCCGGAGGGCGGAGUCCCAGAUGAAGGUGCUGGCUGAGACAGCUCUCCUUAGGUUUCAGAUGGCUGCCUUCUCACUGUGUGCUCAUGUGGCAAUGACCUAUCAGAUUAGGGCCCUACCCUUAUGACCUUAUUUAACCCUAUUACCUCCUUGACAGUCUUAUCUCUAAAUAUAGUCACAGUGGGGGUUAGAGUUUUAGCGUAUUAAUUUGGGGAGGGGGCAUACAUUCAAUCCAUAACACUGACCAAGGAAAACGUCUGAAAGCACAUAUAUUCAAAAGAAGAAGUGGGAAAAGCAAAGUAGCUCUAAAUAUGAAGGAAACAAAAAGAAUCAUAAACCAGUGUUUUCUGCAACUGCACUCAAGUUGAAAUCCUGGAAGAUAUAGAUGAGAUUUUAGGAGAGUAUAAAUUUCAAGACUGAUUUUAGAAUCAAUGAAAAUCUUGAAAAUCAGAAACUUAACUAGCCCAUGUGUUAGGAACAUCACGAACAAGAGGCUCAGGGUCAUGGGGCCUAGAUCCCAUAGUGAGCCUCUCUCUCAGGAAGCUGAGGUCUUGGCUUCUUCACUCUCAGAAGGCUGGAAAGUACGAAGAUGCAGCCUGGCACUUCACUUCUGGCCCAGCUUCCUCAAGCUCCAGCCCUUCUCUGAGAGGGAGACCAAGCAAUGGCAGCCGUGCUCCUGACAGCCUGGCCCCAGAAGUUGGUGACCUUUGAGGAUGUGGCUGUGUACUUCACCCCAGCGGAGUGGGAUGGCCUGUCCCCUGCACAGAGGGCCCUGUACAGGGAUGUGAUGCUGGAGAACUAUGGGAAUGUGGCCUCCCUGGGAUUUCCACUUCUCAAACCUGCUGUGAUCUCACAACUAGAAGGAGGAGGUGAGGUGGGGACCCCAUCUCUGCUGGCCACUGGAGUAGGCUCAGACCCUCCAGGCCUCUGGACAGUAGAUACUGAUAUCCAGACUGACAAUGAUAUAACAAAGGAACUGUACAAAGAAAAAUAUAAUACAUCAUUUGUACUCCAGGGGAACUUUUCUCAGGAAACAGACUUCUCAGAAGCCUAUAUUGUAGAAAAACAACAGCAGGAAGUCCAUCUAGUAGGAAGUAUGAAGAAAGAAAACAGCAGUGUUACUGAUGGAACAGUGAAAGACAACACAGACCCCAUGGAGAAGUGUUUGUUUAGUCAGAGUCCAAACUUGAACCAGUGUCAUACCAUCAUCUCCACUGGAGAAGAACCCCCUAAGUGUAUGGGACUGAAGAAAGCCUUGAACUUUGACACAAAACUUACUUAUCAUGAAAUAAGUAAUUCUAGGGAAAGACCUUUUGACUGUGAAGGAUUAGUAGAAAACUUUAAGUAUAACUCUCAAUUUAAUCAUCAUCAAGAUAGCUACACUGGAGAGAAGCCCUACCAGUGUAAGGAGUGUAGCAAAGCCUUUAGCAUUAAGGCAAAAUUAAUUUGGCAUCAAAGACUUCAUAGUGGGGAGAAACCAUUCAAAUGUGUGGAGUGUGGGAAAAGCUUCAGUUACAGUUCCCAUUACAUCACACAUCAGACAGUCCACAGUGGGGAGAAGCCCUAUCAGUGUCAGGUGUGUGGGAAAGCCUUCAGUGUUAAUGGGAGUCUAAGCAGGCAUCAGAGAAUCCAUACAGGAGAGAAACCCUAUCACUGCAAGGAGUGUGGAAAUGGCUUCAGCUGCAGUUCUGCAUAUAUCACACAUCAGAGAAUUCAUACUGGAGAGAAACCUUAUGAGUGUAAUGAUUGUGGGAAAGCUUUCAAUGUUAAUGCAAAAUUAAUUCAACACCAGAGAAUCCACACUGGAGAGAAACCUUAUGAAUGUAAUGAGUGUGGGAAAGGCUUCAGGUGCAGUUCCCAGCUUAGGCAGCAUCAGAGCAUCCAUACCGGAGAGAAGCCCUGUCAGUGUAAAGAGUGUGGGAAAGCCUUCAGUAAUAAUGCAAAACUAAUUCAGCAUCAGAGAACCCACACAGGUGAGAAGCCCUACAAGUGUACUGAAUGUGGAAAAGCCUUUAGUAUCAAAGGGAAAUUAAUCCAGCACCAGAGAAUCCACACAGGUGAGAAGCCCUACAAGUGCAAUGAAUGUGGAAAAGCCUUCAGGUGUAACUCCCAGCUUCGGCAGCAUCUGCGAAUCCACACUGGAGAGAAGCCCUAUGAGUGCAAUGAGUGUGGAAAGGCCUUUAAUGUCAAUGCUAAACUAAUGCAGCAUCAGAGGAUUCAUACUGGGGAGAAACCCUUUGAAUGUAAUGAGUGUGGGAAAUGUUUCACAUCUAAGAGAAACCUACUUGAUCAUCACCGAAUCCAUACUGGAGAAAAACCUUAUCAAUGUAAGGAAUGUGGGAAAGCCUUCAGUAUCAAUGCCAAACUAACUAGGCAUCAGAGAAUACACACUGGGGAGAAGCCUUUCAAAUGUAUGGAAUGUGAGAAAGCAUUUAGCUGUAGUUCUGACUAUAUUGUACAUCAGAGGAUCCAUACUGGAGAGAAACCCUUUCAGUGUAAGGAGUGUGGAAAAGCUUUCCAUGUUAACGCCCAUUUAAUUCGGCAUCAGAGAAGUCACACUGGAGAGAAACCCUUCAGGUGUGUGGAGUGUGGCAAAGGCUUCAGCUAUAGUUCUGACUGCAUUAUACAUCAGACUGUCCACACUUGGAAGAAGCCCUUUGUGUGUAAUGUGUGUGGCAAAGCCUUCAGGUUUAGCUUCCAACUUAAUCAGCAUCAGAAUGUCCAUAGUGAAGAAAAAUCCUAGUGAGAAGGAUGUAGAAAACUCUCAAGAUUAAUGCCGAACCGAAUCAGGUGUCGCCAGAUUUACCCUGGUGGGAAACCCAGAGAGAGAAAUUAAUAUUAUGACAGUCUUCACAUGGAAACAGACUUUUUUCAUUUUAUUCCAUUUUAAAUCAGGAAUGAUGACCAGUUAAAAAGCAACAUUAAAAAACAAAUGCUUUCUUUUAUACCAGAAACCAAUUAGAAUAUAUCCCAUUCCCAACACAAUCAAGAAAAGUAGACUUUUCUAGGAAUAAACUUAAUUGUAAUGGAGGACCUACAUGGAUCUCCACCGAGGGCCACAAAAGGAAACUUAAUGGGGGAGAGAGAGAGAAACCUUGUUCUUGGAUAGAAAAACUUAAAAGAUAUUCAUUCUACUUAAUUUAUUUCUUUUUCAUUUUUGACAAGCAUGCAUAACUUUUGUAAAGA